Molecule: messenger RNA, 453 nt
Organism: Mycotypha africana
Lineage: Eukaryota; Fungi; Mucoromycota; Mucoromycetes; Mucorales; Mycotyphaceae
Product: ribosomal protein S5, C-terminal domain-containing protein
Exons: 1
Coding region: 1-453 (150 amino acids)
Biological process (GO): translation
Cellular component (GO): ribosome
Molecular function (GO): structural constituent of ribosome; RNA binding
Source: RefSeq, a predicted model, not a curated record
AUGAACGCCAAAGGUCGACAGAAAAAGAUGUAUGCCCUUGUUUUGGUUGGUAAUGGUAAAGGCUUAGCAGGAUAUGGUGAAGGUAAAGAUGAAGAGACCAAUCUUGCCAUUCGAAAGGCAACCAAUCGAGCUAUUCGCAACUUGCAGUACUUUGAAAGAUAUGAUGAUCGCACAGUUGCCCAUGAUAUUUUACACAAGUUCCAUGCGACACGUAUUGAACUGAGAGCUAGACAACCUGGUUUCGGUAUUAGAGCAAACCAUGUCAUUCACGAGAUUUGUAAAUGUAUUGGUAUUCAAGAUAUUAGUGGUAAAGUCAGAGGAUCUAAAUCGCCUAUGAAUGUACUCAAGGCAACAUUUGAAGCGUUUCAACAACAAAGAAUGCCAGAGGACAUUGCAAAGAUAAGAGGCAAGAAGAUUUCAGAUAUUCAACAUGUGUACUUUGAUAGUCAAUGA